AUAUAGGUUCAUUCAACUGAGCGGUAAUUUAACUUUCUAGCUAUAGCUUUAAAAACUCGAACUUAAAGUACUAUAUUUUGCUUUUCUAUUCCUGUUGACUAUGUAGUCAACUCAGAUGUGUGAAUUAGUCGUGCGGUGUGAUCCACAGAUUAACUGGGUACUAAUUUGAGUUGAUUAUACGAGCUUACUAUAGCAAGUGAUUUAGCUAUUAUGUCCUAAAAUAUCACGUCUUGAUUUCGGUUUGGAAAUUUUUGGAGUCGUUACUAGCGUUCUAGGUUGUUAAGGCUAUCGAGAUAUGUCUCGUUAGGCCAAUCUUAUAGCUGUUACUGAUUGAUAUGUUGGGUUUUGAUCUGACACAGCAACCUGUACCUUGUGGCAUGAGAUUUAUCAUCGGCAGAUUCGCCCGUGCGUAGUCCAUAGGAUAUUGAAAAAAAACGUUCGAAAUAUGUAGACGGUGUCACUUCGGGUUUGUUCUCAUCCUAGCAACCCUAUCUCAUUGAGCAAUAACUAUAUCUAUAGAUUUUGGUGUAGUGAUAGGUGUCGCACCUGGAAGCCUCUUUACGUACAUGUCUUAUAGUAAAGUGGACGGCUAUUUCAUCUUGUAAGUCUCGAAGGUCGUUUUCGUCUAACCACAGACCACUUUAUAAUUUAGACCUCUUUCUAACCAGAUAAGAUGCCAUAUGAAAACUUUUCUGUGUUGUAAAUUUACACUACCGCACAUGCGCAUGAAAAUCAAUAGAUAUACAUAUGAAUCUAUGGAUAGAUCUACAAAAAAACUUAUUUAUUAAUAAGUAAAAAACGUCCAACUGCUUAACUAAGAAUUAAGUACUAAAACGCUCUCUCAUUCCGGACGUUUUUUCAGCUGAUUUGUUCAGGGUUAGGACUUACCUAGUCAUCAUCCAUCCACGACGACUAGUAACUUGUUCUUUAGUAAAUUCUAGGAAUCUUUUAGUAAAUGUAUUUUUUUUCAAAGACUACAUCCGCUAAAUCUCCACCACUAUACAGUUUUACGUGAAAUUUGGAGUUUAUGGAAGUUUUUGGGUCGCAUCACCGUAGACGAAAUGUAUUCAGUCGCAGACAUCGACUUAAUUGAAGAUCGUUAUUAUAGAGAUUUACCAAGUUCUAAGCACAAUCUGUCUUUUGCUGGCUGCGGCUUUCUCGGAUUGUAUCAUAUUGGUGUUUGUUGCUGUAUUAAGCGUUUCGCACCCCAUCUAUAUCAAAAUAAACCAGUAUCUGGAACUAGUGCUGGUGCAUUAGCCGCAGCUUGUUUAGUGUGUGAUUUGGAUAUGGAUGUAUGUGUUCGGCAUAUUUGUAAACUCAUUGAAAACACGAGACGCUUUAUACUUGGUCCAUUUGAUCCCCGAUAUAAAAUAAGCGAAUAUUUGAAAGAUGGCUUAUCUCAGUUAUUACCACCAGAUGCUCAUGUUUUAUGCUCUGAUCGCCUUUCGAUAUCGUUAACGUGCUUCACUACGCGAAAGAACAUCAUCGUCCGAAAGUAUAAAAAUAGGGAUGAGGUAAUCCAAGCUCUGCUGUGUUCUGCGUAUAUUCCUAUUUUUAGUGGGUUUGUUCCCUUAACUUUUAGAGGUCAGCCUGUGGUCGAUGGCGGUUUAUCAAACAAUUUACUUAGCAUAAACCAACAGACUAUUAAAGUUAGUCCAUUUGCUGGUGAUUCAGAUAUAUGUCCACUAGAAUCAAAAUGGGGCCCACAGUAUCAUAGAGCUCAGCCACAAAAGUACGAAGAUGUGUUAGGUUCAAUCUCAUUACUGAAUCUUUCAAUGAGCUUCAACUUAACAAAUAUUAAACGUUUAGUGGGAAUGGUGUGGCCAAUGGCUCCUGAUCAGUUGGUCAACUUAGCCAACCAAGGUUAUGAUGAUGCGUUACGGUUUUUAAUUACACGUGGUUUUAUCGCUUGUCGUAUACAUCAAACUCCAAGAGAAUUUUCAAAUAUUUCUCGAAUGAAAUCACGAAACUCUCCACGGAUUCGUCGAUUACAUAGUUGUGAUUCACUUGUAUCCAGUAAAAUACAUAAUGAUUCAGAUAGUAAUCAAAAUCGCUACCCUGAAACAAGUUCAGUUGUUCGAACGGUCAAAUCCUCUAAAUUUAUUGGUUCCGCACCUAAAAAAUUAAUUAGCGGCUCUGGGAUCGGCCUAAAUGUAGCUCACUGUUGUGCAUGUCGAAAUGAAUUGUAUAGGGCGAUUAACUCUUCGUUACCUUCUUCAUUGAGUUCACUUAUUAGAGAUGGUACAAAAAUUCCACAAUCAUAUUUAAACUGUAUUCACAGUCAUCUUUGGGUGUAUGGAUCAUCUUUGUGCUCAAUGAGUUUUAAACUGGUUGGUUUUCCUCUGAGGUUACAAAUUAAAUCUCUAAUAUAUGUUAUCUCCAGAUGUGUAGGGGCUUUAGAACAAUCCCAUAUUGGUACUUAUCACUUACUCAGUUUGUUGGAUCUUUUAAAAGAGUCUCAGUGGUAUCUUGAAACAGUGAACGAAACAGAACAAACUUCGACUAGUACACUAAAUAAAGCAAUCGAUAAAACGAUACCAAUGUCCUUAGAUUCAGAUACCAGAAAGAGUUGUCAUCGAUUUUCUACAAACUGUCAUCCAGUUAUUUCAAUGAUAAAUUCAAUUUUUUGGAAGGGAGCUGAUCGCUUGAGUGGUUUGAUUUUACGAUUAAAUUCGUUUGAGUUACCAACAGCCAUGGACUGUGGAUUAGAAUUACUUUCUUACUCACAACAAAAGAGUGUCGCUAAUCCGUGUUUGUUACAUAUGGAUGAUCUGGAGUCAGAUAUCAGUCAGGCGGAUUGUAAAUGUAAGGUAGAAAAUAACGACAGUGGAAUUUGUUGCACACCAAGCAAUUCAGUUUUAGAAAACAAGUUUUUAUUAACCGAUAAUGUAAAUAUCGACUCCAGCACACCUUACUCAGAAUUUUAA
This is a messenger RNA of Schistosoma rodhaini, 2927 nucleotides long. Lineage: Eukaryota; Metazoa; Platyhelminthes; Trematoda; Strigeidida; Schistosomatidae. The record is from the annotation of a GenBank genome assembly.